Messenger RNA from Phalacrocorax carbo (great cormorant), 4405 nucleotides. The record is from RefSeq and is a predicted model, not a curated record. Lineage: Eukaryota; Metazoa; Chordata; Aves; Suliformes; Phalacrocoracidae.
CCUCGCGGCGCCGUAGCCAAUGAGCGGCAGCCGCCGCAUCCGGGGCCCGUGCCCCCCCGCCGCUCGCGCUCGGCCAUGGCGGAGGCCUCGGUUGGCAGGCAGAGUCCAAGGGUGGUGCCGUACCCAGCCCACAGUCUAUGUCCUGGAGAGCCUGGCCUUCAGAGUGCAGCAGUUGUGUCAAUGGGCUCAGCGGAUCAUCGACUGAAUCUAGCAGAGAUCCUUUCACAGAACUACGGUGUACGGGAAGAAAGGGAAGAAGAAGAUGAUACUCAGGAGAAGCAGAAAUCUUUAGAAGAGCUGGAGAAGAGUUUCAGUGCCUCUCAGCUGGUGUUGUACUCGGUGAUUGUUCCAUUCCUGAUGAAGCUUUGUCCUCCUCUCGCUCAGAGCAGUGAAAUGCCAUUUGAGGAGCUGCUUGCACUUUAUGGCUAUGAGGCGUCUGAUCCCAUCUCGGAGCAGGACAGUGAGAGCAAUGAUAUUACUCCAAAUCUCCCAGAUAUGACUCUGGAUAAGGAACAAAUAGCGAAGGAUUUGCUUUCAGGGGAAGAAGAGGAGGAGACACAGUCUUCAGCUGAUGAUCUGACUCCAUCCGUCACAUCCCACGAUGCAUCGGACCUAUUCCCAAAUCAGCCUGGCUCGAACAACUUCCUUGCUGAUGAGGACAAAGAGCCGUGUUCAUCUCCAUGCGCUUCCUCCAUGGCUGAGGAUUCAGAGGAGGAUUCCAUCCCAUCCAAUGAGUGUAAGAAGGAGAUCAUGGUUGGACCUCAGUACCAAGCCACUGUUCCCAUCCCCCACUUCAACAGGCACGGUGAAAAAGCCUAUGAGAAUGAAGAUCAGCUGCUUUGGGACCCAAACAUACUCCCUGAGAGAGAGGUCGAGGAGUUCCUAUACCGUGCAGUGAAGCGGCGAUGGGACGAACUGUCUAGCAUCAGCCUGCCAGAAGGAGAGAUGGUGAAGGACAAUGAACAGGCUUUGUAUGAACUGGUUAAAUGCAACUUCAAUGCAGAAGAGGCCCUGCGGAGGUUACGGUUCAACGUGAAGGUUAUCAGAGGUGAGAACCUCCCAUAUGUGGGUUCUACCCCAAACACCAAGGCACACGUAUUUCUAGGCUCUCUACAUCUCCUCCAACUCCUCUUUCUUUCUGCUAUAGAUGAACUUUGUGCCUGGAGUGAGGAAGAAUGUAGAAAUUUUGAACAUGGCUUCAGGGUCCAUGGGAAAAACUUUCAUCUUAUCCAAGCAAACAAGGUCCGCACCCGGUCAGUGGGCGAGUGUGUGGAGUAUUACUACAUGUGGAAAAAAUCAGAGCGCUAUGACUACUUCACUCAGCAGACUCGUUUAGGAAGGAAGAAGUACGUCCUCCACCCUGGAGCCACGGAUUACACUGACAAUGACUUGGACGGGGGUGAAGUAGAAAAUGCCGGUCGUUCUCGGAGCUCCCCACCAAUUCCCUCUGCAACUAGCUGCCUGGAUUCUCACUUCAGUCAAGAUCAGAUAGCAAUAGAGAGCACAGAGCCCCUGAGCGUGGAGAGCACAGCCUGCAGCCUGGGCAGCAUGAGUGAAUCGGGGCAGGGCUAUGAGUGCAGUACUCCUUCAGAGACGAAUUGUUCCUUCGACCCCACGGAGGAGACGUCCUCAGGUGCCAUCUCGGCUUCCUGCACACAGCACACGGUCAGCCCCUCAGAAUCAGGGCUCUAUGCUUUGCCGCCGGCAGGACCAGGACUAGCAGAGAAGCAGGAGACGUUGCAGAGCUCUGGUGAGACGAUAACCAUGGACUUCACUCUCCCUGCAGACAUUAACGAGGGUUUGCCUUUAAUUGCUGGCCCUGUGGAUUUGGACAGAGACCCAGAGGCAGAGGUGGCCCCUGCGCAAGUGUCCUUAUCGGUCACAGAUUUUGGCCUCAUUGGCAUCGGAGAUGUAAAUAGUUUUCUGACUGCUCAUCAGGCUUGCCCAGCACCUGUGGCUCGGUCAGAGCCUUUGUCACAGUGAGAGUCUCCAGUCACAAACUUGUCACAGACCCAGCAAGGACUUUGACCUGACUGAGUGAAAUCCUGGGACUUCCACUGUUCCAUAGGGACAGUUUGGAGCUGUUGGUCAGAAUCCGUCUUUCCAUCCUCCUUGAUCCAAGGCUACAGUGAAACCAAACACCUUUCUGCUCCAGUGUGUCUGACACAAGCAUGCAAAGCUGGUGGCUGGCUUUAGUGAGGGGGGAGGUCCAUCACCCCCUGUGUCGUUGACCGUGUGUCACCCCAGGUAAUGCCAGGCUGUUCAGAGAGUCCCUGCCUCAGGACAGGGGAAAUGUCCCUUGGCCCCGGUGGGACAGUCUGAGCGCAGAGAUGCUUUGAGAACAGGGAUGUCACACCGGCGUUUUGGGGCUGGGACGGAGGAUCCAGUCUGGAGGGCCGAGAGCUUAGGAAAUCCGCAGGGAGCACAGUCCACCUGGGCCGCAGGGCGGUUUGCCUGCGGAGACGGGCCCGCAGUGCCAAAAGAAGACGGGGAGUCUUGGCCCUUCACCCACAGAUAGUGUGUUGCAAUAGAAGUCAUUCUCCCCGUUCCCCUCCCAACAGCUGUCCUGCACUCCUGAGCUGUGGGUCACGACGGGCACGCACAGUGCUGUUUUCAAACCUCUCGCAGCUAUGCGUGUCUUCCUGCCCACGCUGCCACCAGCUGCAGGUGGGAUGUGGCCUGGCCCAGCCCUUUGGCAGAAGCAUCAGGUCUUGGAAAGGGAUACUGCGUGGUGCAGUCGCACCGUGUGCACUUAAGUCCUUCUCACGUUCCCUUGCAGUGCUGGGCCGUGGAGAACUUGUACUGGGAGUAAAAGGAGUUUCUAGACCCACAAAGCGACGUCGGCCCCAGAGCGGUGCGGUGCUGCCGCUUCUGUUACUGGCAGUGAAUGUCUUGAUCCUUGCUGACGGCUGCAGUACAGGAGGGUAAAAUGCAGAUGAAAACAUCUGUAACUUCCUAGCUUGUUAAAGCAAUUCGUCAGCUGCGGGAGGAGGAGGUUGCUUCGCUCCCAGGGCACCAAGCUCCAGGGCACACCAGUGCUAGCACAAAGUCCCAGGCAGAAGAGCAUGGAAGUCCCAGGGCAGCCCUGCCCCUUUCUGAUCACAAAAAAAGCUCUCUGUUUUCUGAGAGGAAAGUAUGCCUUCACUGCCAUUAGCAAUGUUUCAAGGAGGUGACGAGGGCGGCCGCGCAUGGCAGCGAGGUGGCCGGCCGCUGUGCAGAGAGCCACAGUGGCACGUUUGUGGGUGUGCUGGAGUCUGGAGCUGCUUCACUUCCUGAAUGUUUUCCAGGUCUGGGGUUUGCUGCUGGCUUAAGUACACAUGUUCUCAUUCCCCUUUUUUCCAUGCAGCGAAUGCUGUCUGAUGACUUGCUAGGCAAGGCUCCGGUGCAGAUGUUCUCUUCCUCCAGCCAUUUUCUGCAUUUGGGAGGGGGUUUGGGUUGAGGCUUUUUGCUUGUUUUGGUAGAUGCCUUCGGGCUGUGAUCCCGCAGUUGGUUCUGCUGCCAGUGGAUUUGGAAGAUGACUACAACCAUUAGCCUCGAUCCUCCUUUUACCCAGCCCUGUGAAGCUGCGCUCAGCCCUGCAGCGGGAGCACGGAGAUGGCAUCACGCAGCUUCACAGGAUGAUAGGAUCAGACAGUGUCUCUCAUCUUCCAAGCCCCAGACCUGUUUUGCGUGAGUUAGCAGGGGUUUGCUUUGGUCCCUGGCCAGCUCUGAGAGGUGCCGAGCUCCAGACACACACAGAUGCCUUGACCCGGCAUUGCUUUGUCAAGCAGAUGUGGUAACUGGAGGUCUCCCCUCCGGCUGCACCCAGUUGCUGGAAACAGAAAGCAAAUACGAGUGCCCGCUCCAUAGUGGAACUGCCCAGGCUGUGAUUCCCCUUUUCUGGGGGAGAGAGGAAGCUCCUUGGCUGAAAGGAGAAGAGGAAGCAGGGUGAGAGCACGGGCAGCCCUCCCAGGGAGGGCCAGGCCUUGGCAUCUCCUCUCCAUCAGCCAAGAACAUUCUUAGUUUUCCUGAAACCAUUUUUUCUUUGGUUUGUUUCAAGCCCUAACGAAAGGAGAGGGGAGGCUGGAGGAGGCAAAAAUGUCUCUUAUUUAUGUUCUUCAGUGUUGUUUACAGAUUCGCAUGGGGUCUUUCAACAUGAGUGCGGCGCUUUUUCCACAUGACUUUAAGGGAGAGGGGUGGAAGGGGCUGGGGCAGGGAGGGGGAGUCGCUUGGGGAGGAGGUUUGUUUUUGGUUUUUUGUUAGGGUUUUCUUUUUCCUUCUUACAAAGCACAUUCACUUUGAGCCGCUCCCAAUGCUGGACUCUUUUUCCCCCCUUCCUCCCCCCAAGCCCUACACUGUGAAGUGAUACUGCCUUGAAGACCCCUCGAUGUUAUUUAUUUAAUUAAAAAACCUAAUUUGAAAGUGA